UUAACUAAGCAGCAGUGCCCUCCAGACGUCGUACUCACAACAAUACAGCUGAUUCUCUUGCCUUUGUGUGGUUUUCUAUCUGUUUACAUUUUACACGCGUUAAAUAUGUUGCCAAAUCUUUAGUACGGUGUGUUUUUAUAAGCGAAUACGGAGUGAUGCUGCUGCCGUCAGACAUUGCACGACUUGUUUUGGGCUAUCUCCAAGAGGAAGGAUUAUCUGAUACAAGUCGAGCUUUUAUUCACGAAAGCCCAAACCUAAAGGAGUAUGCAGAACACAGCUCCGAAGAUGGCACUAUUCCUGCUUGUGUAUUUUCUAUUUUUGGGAAAGGGUUAACGACCAUCUUAAACGAUUAUGUGGCUGUCAAAACAAAAGAGUCCAAUCACCAAGUGCCACCUAUGAUGUCAUCUUUGUGGAAAAAGCUGGAUUUUACACUCAAUCAAAUCAAGUCACUGCAAAAUUCUCCAGCGUUAUCAGCCUGUCAAAGGGUGCGUUCUCGUGUAGGACUGGCAAAUAUUGCCAGACAGAGGGCAUUAACAAGCCCUUCCACUGGAGUAGUGUGUACGACUGUUUCCGAGACCAUCUCAAUUGUCAGCCCUGCACAAACUUCUCAUUGUAUUGUUUCACAUUCAACGCCUGUAAGCUACAGCGGCCAGCACAGACUUGUGCCCAGCAUUGCUCCACAUCUGCAAAGCCAUGAAGCCAUUCGAAUUAACAUGCCUAGGGAUUCUCCUGUACAUGUAACAGAGCAUCGCCUAAAUCCAGCACCAACGUCUCCUGGGCGAAGAAAGUGGAAGAGAAUUGGUGCAUUAACUGGCUCAGCGGGUUCUUCAAGACCUGUUCCUGUCAGUGGGGCCACUCUAGAAGAAGAAACAGAGGAGAUUGUUGAUGAGAAUUUUCCUCAACUAGUAAUUCAAAAUGCUCGUGAGAAAAUAUUAGGGGACAGGUCUUUGCAAGAAAAACUGGCUGAAAAUAUCAACAAAAUUCUCUCUAGCGAGCCUACACCUCAGUCAUCAAAAGCUGCUACAAACAUGGUGGAACCCGAUCAGUCCAUCGAUGAAAUUCUAGGACUGCAGGGAGAGAUCCAUAUGAGCGAUGAUGCCAUUCAUGACAUUUUGGAGCAGACCGAGUCCGAUCCAGCUUUUCAAGCCCUCUUUGACCUUUUUGAAUGCAAUAAAACCAGAUCAGCAGAUGGCGAAGCAGCAGAUGCAGACAUGAGCAGUAGCCCAGAAGAAGGUGAUCCUCCUGAAGCCGGACCAUCAUCUGUGGCCAAGCCCAGCCAGAGUUUGGAUUCAGGUGCUGCACAAAAAGACGCUUCUGAUCCAGUGAAGGCCAAAGCUGUCAUCGAGCGUAAAACCAGAAAAUCAGCCCCAUCGUUAAAAAAGACUAUCAUUGUCCCUUCCAACAGAAGCUCCAGAAUUGAAAACAGUUCGGCCAGGUUAUUAUCAGUGAUGCAAAGUAGUCAAGAACCCCAAGGAGCUUCACCCUCAAAAAGAACAGACAAAAGCUCUUACUCGGACACUGUAACGGCUAUGGACAUCGGUGAGCCUCAAGCCACAAUAGCACCUACCCCAAUAAACAUUUCCACCACAGUUUUUGCCCCCACAUCUGCCCCAGUUGCCUCUAAUCCUAACAUUUCACUACCUCGAACUACCAUGACCUUGGUGGCGUCAGCAGCUCCUAACGUAAACAGACAUUAUGAAAGUAAAGAGGUCCAAGGAUCUACCCUAACUUCAAAUCAAAAAGACAGUUCAGCUACUCUGCAAUCUGUAUCGAGCAACUCCCAAUCAUCAGGACAAUUGUCAAGCAGCGGGAGAGAAACACAAAUAGGUCCAGCUUAUCCAGUAUCGUCUGAAAAAUCCUCCGCUUCCUCUAACACAGUCACCCACACUAUAGCCACAUCAAAUUCUGCGGCACCAACCUCUUCCACAUCACCAGUAUCUGUUUCCUCCUCUGUAACCAUGACAAAACCCCAAACUUCUGUAUCCUCGUCCUCGCUCACAGCUUCUACAACCGAACCAACCGCCUCAAGCAAAACUGGAGCAGAUCCCAACAAUAUUAUGUCACUGAAGAUCAUUAUCAGUGACAACCAGGAGGAAGAGUCUGCUGCAGACACAGCCUUGAGCCAGGCCAUAUCCAGCAUCUCCAGUGACAAAAUUCCCACUAUUUAUCUUUCCUCUCCAGCAAAGUCCCCUGCUGUCCCUGGCACACCUAAGGGCAGUCUGGACGAGGCCGCGCAGGCAGUUAGCUGUUUACAGAGGUCCGAGACAGUUAUUGCAUCUCCCCUGACUGGAACCUCACAGCCCCAGCAAAGCUACAUUAUUCAGCUGCCCUUUGAUGGUGCUACAACAACCGCUGCCAGCUACUUCCUCGUGACUGAGCCUCCUACGGCAGAUGCGCAGAACAGACAGAAGAUAGUCCCAGCUCCUGUCUCCAAAGGACAAGCCAUCGCCCCCGCCCAGUUUGGUGUAACUCCACAUACUCAAGGUUUUGGUCCUGGAUCGACCCUCAUCCUGCCAUCACCGAUGAAACCUGUGGUGCUUCCAUUGUCAGUUAUGGGUCAAAAUACUUUGGGAAAUGUACAAAUGGUUCCUAACCAGCUUGUUCCCAUACCAAAUCCACCAGUGAUGCAACAGAAAGAGACUGUGAAGCCUUUACCUGCUGGAGCUGGCAAACCAUCUUCCACUUCAAGUUCGGACAAAAAUUUGGUUCCACCCCCACCGCCAGGGCCAGGCACUCAAAGUGUAUCAGCAAGUCCCAUCCCUGGCCAUAGAAGGAUUCUUUGUUUUGAUUCAUCUGGAGAAUCUCAGACAAGUAAAAUCAGCACAUCUCCAUCUCCAUCUGCUUCAAGUGCGCAGCAUUUACCUCCGAAAUCCCCUCGGUCUAAGCCUGCUAUCCUCACCAGCAACAAACCCAAGAGGAGGAUAGAGACGGUCAGGUGCUCAGACUCCACUGUCCCACAGCAGAACCAGAAAGAACCUGCUAAAAAAGGAUCCCGGAAACAAGAACAUAAUGUAGCUAAUAAGGAGUCCAGUGGAGGUGCCAACAUCAUUGACAUAACAAAACCAACAGAAUCCAGUCGGAGAUCUUCUGAUAGGAAACAAAGUCUUGACACAGAAGAGGGUAAAAAUAGGGAAAAGGAGACUCGUACUUCCAGAUCUUUGUCCUCUGACUCAUCCCAAAAAACUGGGAGUAGGAAAGAAAAAGAAGCUACAGAUAAAGCCAAAACAAGAGAAGGUCGCUCUGAGAAACGGACGCAGGAGAUCACCAGUGUAACAGCUAACAAGGAGAACGAACUGAAGGGUAGGGCUCAAGAACAAUCAGCAACCUUGUCUCCAGCGCCUGCACAACCCACUCAGUCCAAAUCCUCCAAACCUCCCUCAAAAACGAGCGCUCUGGCGAAACAAGCGGCUGAAAUGCUCCAGGAUAUCCAAGCGCUCAACUCCCCGUCUACCCCUAAAGGCGUAGAAGUAAGCAGCCAAGAGGAGUCAGGUAGUGAUUGCCCCAAGACCCCAACACGAACAAGGAAAAGCAGAGACGGUGAGGCCACUCCCCGACACCUAAUCCCCCCCAACAGCUCGGAAAUGCCCACCUGUAGCCCCGCCAGUGAAGCAGGAAGUGAAAGCAGCAUCAACAUGGCGGCUCACACGCUGAUGAUUCUGUCUCGGGCUGCGUUGGCGAGGACCGGGACGCCGUUGAAGAAUAGUCUGCGUCAGGAAGGGGCAGCGGAACAGUCGCCCACAACCUCAAAGAUCGGCAAGAAACGCAAGCAGUCCACUCCGACGUCCAGCCCCCCAGCAAAGGAGACAAAACGCACACCCAGCAAGAAAAAAGAACGAAAGAAAUUGGUGGAAUGUUUUCCUCAAGACUUGGAUGUGGAUAAGUUCCUGUCUUCUCUUCAUUAUGAUGAGUGACACGACUUAAACAUUAAAGGACUCAUACCAUACCGCAACCUACUUGAGUUACUAACCAGGAAUAGAAAAAGCCAUCUGCCAGUGCCUGACAGACUCCGCUCCUCUAAACUGUCGUGUGAGCCAGUGGGUGAAAAUGGAGCUGUCUUUAUGGUACUUUCCACAAUUAUUUUGGCAGCAGUCGACCACCUACUUUUGAUUGGCUAUAACUUUUCUUUUUAUUAAAGUCUGUUUUUACAAAUGCAGUGGAUAGCAGCUCAAAAUGUGUACAUAUCCUUGGUCAAUAUUUGACUAGAGCUAACUGAAUCCAGUCAAUAAUUACACUCACAUUCAUGUUUAUAUUACAAAAGCUUGUGAACUGGUUGAAAUGUGAUUUUAAAAAAUAUAUUUAGUUUGAACAUAAGUGCUUUUUAAACAAAGGACUUUCUUGUUUCAAAGGACCUUCUGGUUUCAUGUAUUGUUUUCAAUACAAUAUUGUAAUAAAUCAAUGGAGCACUUUUGUGUAUUUCCUCUGCAUUAAA
Boleophthalmus pectinirostris (great blue-spotted mudskipper) is the source of this 4429-nucleotide messenger RNA. RefSeq names its product nuclear protein, ataxia-telangiectasia locus (gene npat). The coding region runs from base 156 to 3911 and encodes 1251 amino acids. The record is from RefSeq and is a predicted model, not a curated record. Gene Ontology annotation, cellular component: nucleus. The transcript has 17 exons. Gene Ontology annotation, molecular function: transcription coregulator activity; protein binding. Lineage: Eukaryota; Metazoa; Chordata; Actinopteri; Gobiiformes; Gobiidae.